AUGUUGCUGAACUCGUGUAAGCUGCCGGAAACGCCUGUGGUGUCCCCGAGGAUCUCCAGGAAUGGUUCUGGGCUCGAUAUCGACCCAAUGAGUCCGGUUUCGGAUCCGAUGACGAUGUCGCUGCCCACGAAAAGUGACGCCGGUGACGCUAUGGACGACAUGGUGGCCAUUGGCAAGGACUACGUGAAGCUCUCGACCAAGCCUUUGUAUGAAGGUGCUUGUGGCGUGCUUUACAAGGCCACGGAUGCAAAAAAAGUGGGCACUUUUGUCAUCAAAUAUCUCAAGCGACCGGAGUCUGAAAAUCUCCAAACUUACCAUGACCAGGUGUUACGAGAGUACUUCAAUAUGAAACGUGGACACCACAAGAACGUGUGUGUGGCGGUGGCGUUGGCACAGGACCCGAAUGAUGGCACUUUGGCUAUCGUAUUACCGUACUUUGCCCAGGGCGAUCUUUUGGGAUUUCUCUCCGAAGUUCGCCGAAACAAAAACGAUAUUCCAGGAAACCUCCGAGACGCCAUAUUCAAGCAGAUUGUUCGCGGCACCGCAUUUCUUCAUUCGAAAAAUAUUGUUCAUCGAGAUUUGAAGCCGGAAAAUUGUCUCAUCGACGAUGAAGGAUGCAUCAAAAUCUCCGAUUUCGGUUACUCGCUCGAUCUAAAUUCCGACCCCGAGGAGCUCUGGAACCUGGUUCUCGCAACCCGACAGUCCGUAUGCUGUGGAACCAACUCUUUCAAAGCACCAGAACUCUUCAAAUUCGAAGCCGCAUUGGAUUCUGCCGACUGCGAGAAAGAUACCAUGUUGGAGAUUCGAACGAAUAUUAACUUCAAAUCACUCGAUUGCUGGUCGCUAGGCAUUUUCUACUUUAACAUCUCCAUUAUGACAGUUCCAUGGACCAAUGCCACCACCGACAACAAAAAUUACGUCAAGUACGCGGAACUAUACCCUAUGAACCAACGACAUUUGGUUGACGUUGCCCAGCAAAUGGACGAUAAAACUUUCAGUACCAAGCCCAAUCCUGCUUUGGGGGUGUUUCGCAAGCUUCAUUACGAUGCCAGAGUGGAACUUCUUAAACUUCUUCACCCAGACAAUAACAAACGUCUAGGGUGCAAUGAGUUGUUGAAGUCUCAGUGGUUGACACAAGUGUGGGCCAAGCCCGGAGACUUGCUACGAGUUAACGAACGAAGGUACAGUUGA
Molecule: messenger RNA, 1191 nt
Organism: Meyerozyma guilliermondii ATCC 6260
Lineage: Eukaryota; Fungi; Ascomycota; Pichiomycetes; Serinales; Debaryomycetaceae
Exons: 1
Coding region: 1-1191 (396 amino acids)
Biological process (GO): protein phosphorylation; intracellular signal transduction
Molecular function (GO): protein serine/threonine kinase activity; ATP binding
Source: RefSeq, a predicted model, not a curated record